UCACCUUAUCAUACAAGAAACCCGUAUCCGACUUUACCAAAGACAUGUAAAGUGUUGAUGGUCUGUCAAUUACAAAGACAUGGCAGUAGAUAUCCUACUAUUCAUGUUUCGAUUAAGAUCCAAAAUGCUUUAAGUAAGAUAAAAAACGCAAUACCGAUUGACGAUACAUUGAUAUUCGUUCAAGAUUAUAAGUAUCAUCUUUUAGAAAAUUCAUUGAAUGAAUUUGGAGAACAUGAAAGCUUUCAAUCUGGUCAAGAAUUCAAAAAAAGAUAUCCAAGUCUAUUUUCAAGGAAAAAUCAGAAUGAAAACUACUCGAAUUCAUCAGUAAUGUUUGUUAGGGCUAGUUCUUCUGAAAGAGUAAUAGAAAGUUCUAAAAAGUUUUUGAUUGGAUUGGAUCUCAAACCCAAUUUUGAAUUUAAUGAUUCUGAUAUAUUAGUGAUCUCAGAAAAUCCCGGAGUAACAUUGGAUGAUAAUAAUUGUCCAAAUUCACCGGAUUUACCUUACUCAAAUCAAUGGUCAAAAUUCUUUACAAGAUCAAUUAUAAAAAGGUUGAAUUCUAAAGCAAUCGGAUUAAACCUUGAUGAAAUCGAUGUUAUUUCUUUAAUGCAGUUAUGUUGUUUUGACUCUCUAGCGGAUCAAAAAUAUAGUCGGUUUUGUAAACUCUUUGAAAAAUCGGAUUGGAUUGAAUAUUAUAUUGAUUUAGACAAGCUUUAUAAACAUGGAUAUGGAAAUGAACUCGGUGCGGUCCAAGGUGUGGGUUACGUUGCUGAGCUUCUUUCUCGACUAACUGUAAAUGCUAGUUAUGUUAAAAAUGAUAAAACACAAGUUAAUCAUACUUUAGCUCAAUCUAAAGGAACAUUCCCAUUAAAUCGUAAAGUCUAUUUAGAUUUCUCACAUGAUAAUCAGAUGAUUUCGAUUAUAUCUGCACUGGGAAUCAAAAUGGAACCACUUUUAUCACCGAAUGGUCCUCCUUUACCAAAUAGAGGAUGGAGAAUGAGUUCAAUGGUUCCAUUUGCUAGUAGAUUGACUUUUGAGAAGGUACAUUGUGAUGAUGAUCCCAAUGAUCAAAUCCGAAUCUUAUUAAAUGAUGAUUGGAUACCUUUGGAAUUUUGCAAAGGUUAUAAAUCUGGAUUUUGUAAUUUGGAUUCAUUUGUUAACUCUCAAAACUUUACCAGACAAAAUGGAAAUGGUUUAUAUGAUUUGGUAUGUUUUUAUUGUCUUUCAUUUCCGUUGAUUAUCUUUGUUUCUGUUUGUUAUCACUAUGGAAAACUAAUUCAAAAUCAAAUUCCAUGA
This is a messenger RNA of Melampsora larici-populina 98AG31, 1293 nucleotides long. RefSeq lists its product as uncharacterized. The annotation marks the transcript as partial. The record is from RefSeq and is a predicted model, not a curated record. Gene Ontology annotation, molecular function: acid phosphatase activity. The transcript is spliced from 10 exons. Lineage: Eukaryota; Fungi; Basidiomycota; Pucciniomycetes; Pucciniales; Melampsoraceae.